Messenger RNA from Paramecium pentaurelia, 723 nucleotides. NCBI's taxonomy places the organism in Eukaryota, Ciliophora, Oligohymenophorea, Peniculida, Parameciidae. The record is from the annotation of a GenBank genome assembly.
AUGAAGAAUGUGAAGAUAAUAACAGNUAAAUUGUUUAAGAAUGGAUUCUGUUAAGAAUACGCAAGUAAUAUAUAAUAUUAUUAAGUGCAUUUAUUCUAGAGGACUAAAUUCGAGAAUAAUCCAUAAAAUGUUGAAAAUCUAAAAUGGUCAAUUAAUUACGAUAAAAGCCACAUUGAUAAUUCAAUUGCUCUUGACUAUUUUGCUAACAUAUUAUGUUAUGGCAUUUUCAAAUAUAAAACUGGGAUUUAAAGGUUUGUUAAUGAAAUCUCCCCAGAUUAAGGAUCUAAAUUAAUUGGCUUUCAAAUAGUGAUUUUAAUAUUUGGCCAAUUUCCAAUGUAAGGAGGUUUAAACUUCUAUCUUAAUAAUACAUAUUAUGGUUCCAUAUUUCAAAUCUCCUCUGAAAUAUAAACGCAUAAUAUUCAAAUAUUUGAUGUGAUUUCUUUGGGAUAAUAGCUUCAAUAUUCAAAAUGUGAAAAAUAUGAAUUGCACAUGUUUGUUGAUAUACCUUAAUAUCCAUUUUUAUUUUCAUCCUCUAGUAAUUUCACGUAUUUAAUUUAUUGUAACUUUUAGAGAUGAUAGUGCUGGAUGGGCCUUAGUUUCCUUAACAGUCUCUUCUGGAUAUUGCCCAUAAAAUUGUAAGGAGUGUGAAGUAUCAUUUUAGUGUAAAACUUGCGUAGGCUCUUUAUUAAAAUAUAGAGAUGGUAGUUGCAUUCACAAUUGUGA